Pelobates fuscus (common spadefoot toad) is the source of this 4420-nucleotide messenger RNA. It is a transcript of the gene OVCH1, whose product is annotated as ovochymase 1. Bases 17 to 4420 code for a protein of 1467 amino acids. Gene Ontology annotation, molecular function: serine-type endopeptidase activity. The record is from RefSeq and is a predicted model, not a curated record. Gene Ontology annotation, biological process: proteolysis. NCBI's taxonomy places the organism in Eukaryota, Metazoa, Chordata, Amphibia, Anura, Pelobatidae. The transcript has 32 exons.
CCCACUUGAAUUUUUGAUGCGGAUUGUUGGCGGGAGGAAUUCUGAAGUCGGAGGGCAACCAUGGACUGUGUCCUUACAGUUGUAUGGUAAUCACAUCUGUGGGGGCAGUAUUGUACAGAGAACAUUGGUGGUAACUGCUGCACAUUGUGUGUAUCCUGGAGAUAAAAGCAAAGUGAGCCACAUGACAGUGAUUGCCGGAGAUUAUGAUCACAGCAUCGUUGAUCUUCAAGAACAAACCAUCCCAGUGUCAAAUGUUAAGAUACACCCCAAAUACAAAAAUGAUGGUAGCUUGAGCUACGAUAUUGCACUACUGUACCUUUCUAAAAAAAUUGACUUUGGUACACAAGUUCAGCCAAUCUGCCUUCCACAAGCAGGGGAGGAAGUCGAGCCUGGGACCUUGUGCAUCUCCAGUGGCUGGGGAAAAGUUAAUGAGUAUGGGGAGCUAUCUACCAUUAUUCAGGAGGUGGAGCUUCCAAUCAUUGAUCAUUUCACCUGCAGCUCUGUGCUGACCUCUAUGGGGCUUCCAACUCUCCAUGAGACCAUGCUGUGUGCUGGCUUUCCAGAUGGAGGAAAAGAUGCCUGCCAGGGUGAUUCUGGGGGCCCCUUGGUUUGCAGACGGCGCACAGGGAGUUGGUUUUUGGCUGGGUGUUCAUCUUGGGGUCUUGGGUGUGGAAGAGCUUGGGGCAAUUCAAAGCCAUCAGAAAAUGAAAGGGGAACACCAGCAAUCUUCUCCAAGGUCUCAGCACUUUUGGACUUUUUGAGAAACUCCAAUAUAAAUGGAAAAUGUACUUCAAAAGUUCUGAGCUUUAGUGGUGAAAAUGGAACAAUUAAAUACCCAUCAAAUGCAAACACAAACUAUUCUGAUAACAGCCUAUGCAGCUGGAAAAUUACAGUGGAAGAAAAUAAAAUUAUCCAAAUCAAAAUAUUACUGCUGGACAUUGAGUAUCAUGCUAACUGUAUUUACGACUAUCUGUCGUUUGAUGUUGAAGACAAAGUUAUCAAUAAGAUAUGUGGAUCGGUUGCACCAUCUCCUCUCUUGAUUCCAUCCAAUCAGUUGUCCAUCUCCUUCUUCUCUGAUGACUACAUUACGGGCUAUGGUUUUGAGCUGAACUUUUUUGCAUUACAAGACAUAACUGUUGCAGGCUCUGGCUGUGGUAGCAUUGCUGUUUUGAAGGAGGAAGGCAAGAUCUAUACUUCCAAUUAUCCAGGUUUAUACCCAAGUCUUGCAACAUGUCACUGGCUCAUUGAAGCUCCCAAGGGAAAUAUAAUUAAACUUACUUUUGAAGAUUUUGCUGUGGAGUUUCAAAAAGACUGUGCCUAUGACCAAGUUUCAGUUUACAAUGACAGUUCAGAAUCUCAGCUACUUGCCAGGUUGUGCGGAUUUACAUCUCCACCACCUGUCUUCAGUCCAAAUAACACCAUGUUCAUUCAUUUCAUCACCGACCAAGAGAACAAUUACCCAGGUUUCAAAGCCCGUUUUGACUUUAUCCAACAAAAUAGUGUGCCAUCUGAUAUGGCUGGAAAUUCUACUACUACUAUAAAUACGUCCAGACAAAAGUCUCUUUCUCAAGAUGUCUGUGGUAUUGCACCAUUGUCUCCCCAGUGGAUGUUGCCACGUAUUGUUGGGGGAGAAGAAGCUUGCCCAAACUGUUGGCCUUGGCAGGUGGCCUUACUGUUCCUUGAUACAUUCCAGUGUGGAGGAGUGAUUAUCUCACCCCAAGCAGUCCUGUCUGCUGCUCACUGCAUACAAUCUCUUGAUGCUUCUCAUUGGUUUGUAAUUGCUGGAAAACAUGAUCGGUCCUUGAAUGAGCCCACAGAGCAGAUGAGAGCAGUCAGAAUGGUCCAUGUCCAUGAAAAGUUUAAUCUGAAAACCUUUGAUUAUGACAUGGUCUUUAUUUGGUUGGAGAAGCCACUAGAGUUUAAUGACUUUGUGCGCCCUAUAUGUAUGCCCAGUGUGGAUGAACCUCUUGCCCCAUCUUCCAUAUGUGUAGUCACAGGUUGGGGGAACAUUCAAGAAGAUGAGCAACUUUCCAUCCGUUUGCAGCAGUUGCAGGUCCCGAUUGUGGAUAUCAAUGUGUGCAACAAAACCUACUACGAAGGGGUACUCACAGAACGCAUGGUUUGUGCAGGGUUUCCAUCCACUAUAGGAAAAAAUUCAUGUCAGGGUGAUUCAGGAGGGCCUUUGGUUUGCCCAAGUAUGAAUAAGUCCUUUGUUCUUUAUGGCCUUGCCAGCUGGGGUGUGGGUUGUGCAACGGACCUGAAGCCUUUUGUAUAUACCAAGGUCCGAGAGUUCUUGAGUUGGAUACAAACUGCACAACAAGUCGAAGGAGAAGGGAACCAAAUGAGCAAACCGAAGAAACAAACAUUGAAGUCAUUGGCCAGUGAGGAUAAGGUGACCGUCAACCAUGGAUGUAAAUCUGAGGUGCUUUUGAAAGGUGCUUUUGGCUCUAUUGUAUCUCCGGGUUUUCCACAUGGAUAUGCUGGGGGCCUUAAUUGCUCUUGGUUGAUUAGAAUUUCCUCUACUGGAAUAAUUAAAAUGGUGCUGGAUCAUCUGUCCAUAGCAGAAUCAUCAAAUUGUACAUCAGAAUCUCUGUCAAUCUUUGAAGAGAACAGCAAUGGCAGAACACUAUUGACAAAAAGAUGUGGCUCUUUGAUUUCUCCAGAAGUAUAUGUAAGCCAUGGGUCUGUGGUCAGAGUGUCUUUUCACACAAGCGCCAAAGGAUCAUAUGGCAAAGGCGGUUUUGCCAUGAUAUUCAGAAAAUACGGAGGCCAAGUUUCGGUGUUAAAGCAAUAUCGUGGAAAAUUAAACCGUGCCAACUCUAAUCCCAUGAAAAUUUGUAGUGAUGAGAUCCUCACAUCAAAUAAUGGAGCAAUAUCUUCUCCUGGGUAUCCAUAUGACUACCCCAAUGAUCUUGGCUGCCACUGGAGAAUAGUCGCUCCACUACGAAACAUUAUUAGGCUGGAUUUACUGAAAUUAAAGACUGAGAAGAAUGAUUCUGGUUGUCUGGAUCAACUUCUAAUAUAUGAAGGAACUGGAAAGAAUAAAACUUUAUUGGGUUCCUACUGUGGACAGAUGCAGCUUUUUUCUUUAAAGUCGGAUGGACCAGAGCUAACUUUAGUCUUCACUACUAAUUCCAUAGUGACUAUGAGUGGAUUCACCCUAAAAUAUUCCUUCUGGGAGCUACAGCCAGGUUCCUUGGAUGCACAAAGGAAAGCUGCAGUUACAGCUUGUCAAAUUCUGGACCUCCUCCCAGCUGGAUCAGCGGAGAUAAUGUCUCCUCAUUAUCCAGACAUAUAUCCAAAUGGAGUAGACUGCCAGUGGCUUAUUUAUUCCACUUCAGGGUUGCGAUUACGGCUUUUGAUCAUUGACUUGUACUUAGAGGAGUCUGCAAACUGCACCUGGGACUACCUAAAGGUUUUUGAUGGCUCCAAUAAUGUCUCACAAUUGAUCGUUAGUCUAUGUGGUCUUAAGACUGACCUCAACGUGGAAUCUACUGGAAGCUAUUUAUUGCUACACUUCUACACUGAUAAGUCAUUAGGCUACAGAGGAUUCAGAAUUAAUUAUUGGGAAAUAUCCGAACCUUCAAUUCUGACAUCUAGGAUACUGGAAAACACUUGCAAUAAUGCAUACCUUGUAGAUCCCUUCUUAAUUAAAACAUCCAACGUGGUGGCAAACUCCAACAAUGUGAACCUCCAACACAAAGUUACCAUGAAUGAAAAAGUGAAAUUCCGAGUGGUUGGAGGACAAACUGCACCCUCAAAGUCUUGGCCUUGGAUUGCUAGCCUUCAGACUAGAUCUAGGCAACAUUACUGUGGAGGGACAGUGCUCGGUGAGAAGUGGAUCCUGACUGCAGCUCAUUGCGAGUUCAGAGUUGGGACAGACAGGUUAUUUGUAGGGCAAACAGACCUGUCACUAGGAAAUGGUGUUGAAGCAUUUGUGAUUAAUUCCUAUGUGCACCCUUCUUAUGACCCAGAUGUCUUGCCGCCAAACAAUGAUAUUACUCUACUCGAAGUGUACCCGCCACUUUUGUUGGAAAAUGAUGUUGCCUGUGUAUCCUUGCCAGAGAAAGCUGUCCCUUUAUAUGCAAGCUGUAUGACAGCAGGAUGGGGAGUUGCCAAUAUUCUGAAUUACCAUUUCCCAAAGAUGCUACAGCAAGCCAAGCUAUCCCUGUUAUCUAUAGAAUCGUGUCUUGGUUACUGGGGUUCGGAUGUAACCGAUGGCAAUGUGUGUACAGGAGGAAUGGGAGCUACAUCUUGCAUGGGAGAUUCUGGGGGACCAUUGAUUUGUAAGGUGGAAAACCAAUACAUGCUUGUUGGUGUGGUGAGCUGGGGCAGCGAUGAAUGUGACUUUAAUGCACCGACUGUAUACAACAAUGUAUUUGCCUAUAGAGAAUGGAUAUGUCAAUAUAUUGGAUGUUAA